This is a messenger RNA of Olea europaea var. sylvestris, 1373 nucleotides long. Its product is annotated as calmodulin-like protein 3. The record is from RefSeq and is a predicted model, not a curated record. Lineage: Eukaryota; Viridiplantae; Streptophyta; Magnoliopsida; Lamiales; Oleaceae. The transcript is spliced from 2 exons. Gene Ontology annotation, molecular function: calcium ion binding. Bases 303 to 755 code for a protein of 150 amino acids.
UCUUGAUUGUCCCUUUUUCUUCCUUUAUUUAGCACCACCGUUUCCAAGUUUCUCUCCAAGUUUUUCUCAAGUUUCUUCAACACAAACCAUUCAAAUUUUGUUCAAAUAUCAAACCUUCAUUGCCCACAAUUUUGUUGAGGAUUUUCCUUGCAUAGUUGGUUCUUUAGAAGCCACCCCCAUCCCACCCACGCACUCCACCUGCAACAACAGAAGAUCAAAACAAAAGAACCCUUUUUGUCCUCGUAUUCUCCUGUCUUGCCAUCCUCAUCCUUGGCGGUCCGAAUUCUAUUCUUCUGCGUAGAAUGGAAGUCAGUGAGCUGAAGCGUGUUUUUCAAAUGUUCGAUAGAAAUGGAGAUGGCAGGAUCACAAAAAAGGAACUGAACGAUUCCUUAGAGAACAUGGGAAUCAUUAUCCCGGACCCUGAGCUGACUCUGAUGAUACAAAAAAUCGACGUAAAUGGAGAUGGAUGCGUCGACAUUGAUGAAUUUGGUGGACUGUACCAAACCAUCAUGGAAGAGCGCGAUGAGGACGAGGACAUGCGAGAGGCAUUCAAUGUUUUUGAUCAAAACGGUGAUGGGUUUAUCACCGUUGAUGAGCUGAAAUCGGUCUUGGCGUCACUGGGGCUCAACCAAGGGAGAACCGCAGAGGAUUGCAAGAAGAUGAUAAUGAAGGUGGAUGUGGAUGGCGAUGGCAUGGUGAAUUUUCACGAGUUUAAGCAGAUGAUGAGAGGGGGUGGAUUCGCUGCAUUGACUUGAUAUUAUUGGAAUUUUAUCUACAUUAGCAUUAAUUUCAAAGGCUAAUGGCCCACUCAGGCCGAACCACGUGGCACUUCAGCCGAUGCGGUAUAUAUUGUCGAGGUGGGCUAUGGCCGAAGCCCUUCAAUCCAAGGCGUGCCCUUUCACCUAGGCCUGUGAUAGUAACCGAGGUCGACAUGCUGAGGCCUAUGGCCCGACGCCAUGAUGCGGAGCUGGUUGAAGUUAGUUGAAGCCCUCAAGUGGAAGUAUUGUAUGAAAUGACCAAAGCCCCGAAGCUGAUGCAGGAGCCUCCGAACCACAUGAGAACGUCCUCCAUGAUCACUUUUCCCAAGAGAUCGUCUACACAAAGAUCUUAUUCGAAUGAUUAAUGGAACGUUUGUCAUAAGCAUAAAGGUCAAGUCUUGUCACUAACAUGAAGGCUCUGCACAAGCAAUAAAUGCGCAGCAAGCUAGCAAGUCAAGCCCCCUGUCUAGGAUAAGAUAUUUGAAUAAAAGAGAUGAGGCCAUGUGCCACCUCAUCCAAGGGCCCCCAUUUCACAUGUAUCACUAUAAAUACUUCCCUUGUAUAACAUCAAAGGACUAAUGUAAAAAUCAAUACAAAGAACUACACUUUACUCAA